AUGGCUUAUUACCAGCAGCAGAAUCAAAAUCCGCAGAACUUACAAUUCUACCAAUCCAACUACGCAUAUCAGCAACCCAGCCAGGGAGGAUUGGCAUCGGGCCCCGGUGGCCAGAAUAUUGGCAUGGGUGGAGCUUCUGGUGCCCUCGGAACGAUGGACAGCACAUUUGGUGCCAAUAUCAACGUCUCUGGGGAGAUGGGUGGUGGGGAAUUGACCCCUGGAUUGCUAGCUGCUUUCGGUACCAGUGGGUACGCCAACGAGCCACCGUUAUUGGAAGAGUUGGGGAUCAACUUCGCUCACAUCAAGCUGAAGACCUUGGCAGUAUUAAACCCAUUCAAUAGAAAUGCCACCUCAGACUACAUGAUUCCAGACGCCGACUUAGCAGGACCUAUACUCUUCGUGUUGUUGUUUGGUACGUUGUUGUUGUUGGCGGGCAAGGUCCAGUUCGGUUACAUCUAUGGGGUUGGGUUAUUUGGAACCAUCAGUUUGCAUUACCUCUUCAAGUUGAUGAGCACAGAGAUAUAUAUAGACUUGGCCAGAUCUGCUUCCGUGAUAGGAUACUGUUUGUUGCCAUUGGUGUUUAUCAGUGUAAUUGGAGUGUUCGUUACUUUAGAUAACCUAAUCGGUUACAUAAUAAGUGCCAUCGCUGUUUUCUGGUGCACAUACUCUGCAUCGGGAUUUUUCGUUGCAGUGUUGAAAUUGCACAACGUAAGACCGUUGAUUGCUUACCCAUUAGCCAUGUUCUACUCGGUGUUUGCGUUGAUGGCGAUUUUUGUUGAGAAGACGGAGUUGUAG
Dujonia railenensis is the source of this 795-nucleotide messenger RNA. NCBI's taxonomy places the organism in Eukaryota, Fungi, Ascomycota, Pichiomycetes, Serinales, Debaryomycetaceae. The record is from the annotation of a GenBank genome assembly.